CCGUUGAUCGGAGUAUUGGGAAUUGUUGUCAAUGGCGUAUGGCGGUUCGCCCAAAAACUGCCACACGGAUAUGGCGUAUCGGCAUGGCGGGAUUUGGCGUUCGAUGGAUAAAUAAAAAAAAUAUUAUUAAUACAUAGUAUAUACAUAUGUAUAUAAAUUCAAACAAUUAGAAAAUAAUAGUAGAAACAAGUAUUAAACCAUAAGUGGUAGUAAUAAUGUCUAAAUUUAUAAUAUCCAGACUCAAUAGUAUGGGCCGGGUUAUAUGGGUAAAUGGGCUGGUCUGUGGAGGUUCUGGGCAAAGCCAAGGGGGACUGGAGGGCUGCUGAGGUUCUGAAAGAAGGCGGGCAAUGCGGGUCAAUGGGUCGGGCUCGUGGUAAAUGGAGUGAAAAGUCAAAAUUGACCGCCAGGGUGGCCGCCACAAAAAAUGCUAAAAACCGACGUGGCAAAAAUGCCUCGGCUUAGCGCUAUAGCACUGCCAGUCAGAAAUUUGACAAUAUUGAUGGUAGGAUAUUAUCAACUUGGUGCAGGUUGAAUUGGUUUUUAAGAAGAAUAUUGUUUGUUUUUUCGAUAACAAUGAUGUUUGCAGGAUUCCUAUUAAAUUUGCUGUCCUGUUCUGAAAAUAUGAGCGAAGUUACUAAAACUUGCAUUCAUGUAUAGACUAUGUGCUUAUUUUGAUGUGCGACUUUGAUCUGUUCUCGCUGCUAGCCUGCUACAAGUAGUUCCUAACUACACGUGCACUGUUGUUUUCCUAUUGGCUAUUACUAUGUUUUGCUUCCAUUGUCUUUUGACUGAGUGUUUUACUUAUUGUUAUUGGCUCUUUUUAAUGUUCUUGCAGUUAGUGUGAUAGAAUGAGCCGCCCACAAGAACCACACAGCCCUUUCCUCCCCUUUGGAAACCCUUUCCGUAGGAUGUCACCAAAGGGUUCAUACCUGUCCCCUAAACUUCUUGCUUUGUUGAAUACCUUUGAAGAGACAUUGCAGGGUAGGAUUAAAAAUCUUAGGCCAGUAGGUACGGAUGAUGUCCUGCGCUUAUCGUGGAUGAGGUUUGCGAUGGACACACUGUGUAAAAUUCAUACCGACGUGAAAGCAUUAAUUACUGCUCUUGAACUCCCUGUUUCUGAUUGGGAUGACAAAUGGAUAGAUGCAUAUUUAGAUGAUAGUGUACAGUUGCUUGAUAUCUGCAUUGCUUUCAGCUCUGAGAUAUCUCAGCUGAAACAGGGCCAUCUCUUUCUUAAAUGUGUCUUGCGCAACUUUGGUGAUGCUCCCGCAAAACAGCUUGAACGGGCCCGUUCUUCCGCAGACGGAUGGAAGCAACAUGUUGCUAAGAAGAAUCCAAGAUUUGAAAACUGCUUCUCUGCCAUGGAUGUCCUGGCUGAAAAACUGGACCUACCAAAAAUCAAGAACUCGGCCAAAGGAAAGAUCUUGAUGCAAGCAAUGUAUGGAGUCAAGGUCGUUAGUCUCUUGGUAUGUAGCAUAUUUGCAGCUGCAUUCUCUGGUUCCACAAAGAAGUUGUUGGACCUACAGGUUCCCGAAACUUUCUCAUGGGCAGUGGCGUUUUCUGAGCUCCAGGCUUUUGUAAAUACUGAAAUAAGAAGCCUACACUCGAAUGGGAGGACCACGAUACUGAAGGAGCUAGAAGCUGUUGAUACAGAUGUGAAGAAGUUGUACCCAAUUGUGCAAGAAGGGGUGAACGCGGUUGAAGCUCAAGUAUUGGAAAACUCAAUAUCAGAUAUAGGAAAAUCGGCAGAAAAACUCUCACAAGGACUUGAUCUACUUGCAAAGGAUGUAGACAAGUUCUUCCAGAUAGUUCUAAUGGGACGUGACGCUUUACUCGGUAACCUUAGGAUUGGUGGUAGUGCAUCUAACAGAGUGCAUCGAGUGAACAUCAAUGUAGGAGGCCCAAUGGUUAGGUGAAGGUUAAAUGUAAACUCACUCCUUUGUACACAAGUGUGUAGUUUAGGAGUAGUGUGUUUUCUGUUUGAAUAUCUACUUAAAAUAUGUGAGUUGUGCUGUGCGUGUCUCUGGCAUAUAAUCGAUAAAUGGUUCAACCUUUAUGUAGUACUGGUAUUAAUGAAAUAUAAAUAUGGCAUUAUAUCUA
Messenger RNA from Salvia splendens (bonfire salvia), 2097 nucleotides. Its product is annotated as protein BPS1, chloroplastic-like. The coding region runs from base 849 to 1913 and encodes 354 amino acids. The transcript is spliced from 2 exons. Gene Ontology annotation, biological process: root development; shoot system development. The record is from RefSeq and is a predicted model, not a curated record. NCBI's taxonomy places the organism in Eukaryota, Viridiplantae, Streptophyta, Magnoliopsida, Lamiales, Lamiaceae.